CUUACGAGGAUGACAUGGUUGACGCGUGUAAUAAACGGAACUCUUUGCCAGGACUUGACUCGCAGGAAGUUUCCCUUACUUAUAGCCACACGGAUCAGUGUCUAUCCUGCCCGAGGCCAGAGCCCCAACGACAAUUUGAAAACCGGUUUAACCACACCUUUUUCCCGGCAGAAGAAAUAGCAGCAUCUUGCCGGAACUAACCAUCUGAAAUAACUCGAAAUGUCUGAAUUACCCUUAUCACUUCUCUUCCUCCUCUUCUUCUCCAUACCCUUCAAUGUAAUUUCACAAGACAUAAACACAGAACGAACUGUUCUUCUCAACCUGAAACGACAACUGGGCAAUCCACCGUCCCUCGGACACUGGAACUCCUCAUCCUCACCGUGUGAUUGGCAGGAGAUCGGCUGCACCAACAAUUCAGUGACCGCAGUUAUUCUCCGUAAGAUACCCAUCACGGUAAGAAUUCCCCCAACAAUAUGUGACCUUAAAAACCUCAUUGGCCUUGACCUUUCCUUCAAUAUGAUCCCUGGAGAGUUCCCAACAACACUUUACAAUUGUUCAAAGCUCCAAUACUUAGACAUUUCUCAGAACUUAUUUGUUGGUCCAAUUCCUGACGACAUUGACCGAUUAUCAACUCUCACUUACUUGGAUAUUUGUGCCAAUAAUUUUUCUGGCAAUAUUCCACCAAGUAUUGGGAGAUUACCAGAGUUGCAAACCUUAAACAUCCACCAAAACCAGUUCAAUGGGACGUUUCCCAAGGAAAUUGGUGACUUGUCCAAUCUUGAGGCUUUGCGCACGGCUUAUAAUGAUUUUGUCCCCAUGAAGAUACCUCAAGAGUUUGGUCAGUUAAGGAAGUUGCAGUACUUAUGGAUGAAACGAAACAAUUUGAUCGGUGAAAUCCCGGAAAGUUUCAACAAUCUUUCCAGUCUUGUGCACUUUGACCUGUCUGCAAACAAUUUGGAAGGUCCUAUGCCCAGUAAGUUGCUUUUGUUUAAGAAUCUAACCAAUCUGUAUCUCUUUCACAAUAAGCUAUCGGGUGAGAUACCCAAACCCAUCGAGGCGUUGAAUUUGGUUGAAGUGGAUCUUUCGAUGAAUAAUUUGACUGGCUCCAUUCCAGAAGACUUCGGGAAGUUACAAUCAUUGGUCUUUUUAAACCUAAACACGAAUCAGUUAACCGGAGAGUUGCCAACAAGCAUCGGCCUACUUCCUAACCUGACAGAUUUUCGUGUUUUCAAGAACAAGUUGACCGGAUUCUUGCCACCAGAAUUCGGCCUUCACUCAAAGCUCGAAGGAUUUGAAGUGUCGCAGAAUCAAAUCAGCGGCCCACUGCCUGAAAAUUUAUGUGCUGCAGGUGUUCUACAAGGAGUGGUUGCACAUACAAACAACCUCAGUGGGCAAGUACCAAAGUCGCUUGGAAAUUGCCCUACUUUGCGCACUUUUCAACUUCAGAACAACAAGUUCUCAGGUGAGAUUCCUCGAGGUUUAUGGACAACCUUCAAUUUGUCGAGCUUGAUGUUAAGCAACAAUUCCUUUUCGGGCGAACUACCAAGUGACCUCGCGUGGAAUAUGUCAAGGCUGGAAAUUAGUGACAACAAGUUCUCCGGUGAAAUUCCUACCGCAGUUGCAUCUUGGUCAAAUUUGGUUGUCUUUAAGGCGAGCAACAAUCUAUUUUCAGGCAAAAUUCCAAAGGAGAUAACAAAUCUUUCUCGCCUUAAUACUCUGUCUCUCGACGAUAAUGAUUUUUCUGGUGAGCUACCCUCUGAAAUAAUCUCAUGGAGAUCGUUAGUUACUUUAAAUGUCUCCAACAACAAGCUUUCUGGUAAAAUCCCUGCUGCAAUUGGGUCUUUACCUGACCUGAUUAACUUAGAUUUAUCAGAAAACCAGUUGUCUGGUGAAAUACCUCUUGAAAUUGGCAACCUGAAGCUGACUUUCCUCAACUUGUCAUCCAAUCAACUUACUGGGAAGAUCCCGAAUCAGUUAGAUAACCCUGCAUAUGAAAACAGUUUUCUGGACAAUGCAGAUCUGUGUGCAGAUGUUCCAACUCUAAAGCUUCCAGACUGCUAUACCAAACUCGAUGAGCCCGAAAAAUUGUCCUCUAAAUAUGUUGCCAUGAUUAUAGCACUUGCCAUCCUUGUUUCCCUGGUUAUCCUUCUAAUGACCUUGUUCGUUGUUAGAGAUUGGAGGAGGAAAAAGCGCGGACAUUAUCUAGCAACAUGGAAGCUGACCUCGUUCCAGAGAUUGGAUUUUACAGAGGGAAACAUACUGUCCAAUUUGACAGAUAGUAAUCUAAUCGGAAGUGGUGGCUCGGGUAAGGUCUACAAAAUCGACAUUAACCGUUCAGGUAAAUCUGUUGCCGUGAAGAAAAUUUGGAAUAGUAAGAAACUGGAUCACAAGCUUGAAAAAGAGUUCUUAGCAGAAGUUGAAAUACUGGGCAACAUUCGCCAUUCCAACAUAGUGAAGUUAUUGUGUUGCAUUUCCAGUGAAGAUUCAAAGCUUCUGGUAUACGAGUACAUGGAGAAUCAGAGCCUUGAUAGAUGGCUUCAUGGGAAGAAGAGGAGGUCAGUGUCAGGGACGAAUUUGGUUAACCGUGCUGUCCUGGAUUGGCCAACAAGGUUGCAAAUUGCUGUCGGAGCUGCUCAGGGCCUAUGUUACAUGCACCAUGAUUGCCCUCAACCAAUCAUCCAUCGUGAUGUGAAGUCUAGCAACAUUUUGUUGGACUCGGAGUUCAAGGCAAGAAUUGCAGAUUUCGGACUUGCUAAGAUGCUAAGUAGGCAUGCUACUUCUCAUACAAUGUCCGCAGUUGCAGGGUCUUUUGGUUACAUCGCCCCAGAGUACGCAUAUACAACCAAAGUCAAUGCAAAGGUUGAUGUUUACAGCUUUGGGGUGGUACUCCUGGAAUUGGUGACAGGAAGAGAAGCUAAUAGCGCGGAUGAGAGUACGAGCCUAGUAGAAUGGGCGUGGCAGCGCGACUCAGAGGACAAGCCCAUAGUUGAAAUACUUGAUCCAGAGAUAAAAGAACCAUCCUACUUGGACGAAAUGAUUAUGGUAUACAAGGUAGGAAUCGUCUGUACACGUGCAUCGCCCUCUACCAGGCCUUCCAUGAAGGAAGUCUUGCACGUCCUUAGUAGCUGUGGUACUCCUCAUGAUAAUGGAGCGAAAAAUGUGGCAAGCGACUUUGGCGUAGCUCCACUUAUUGGCAGUGCCACUUAUCUUUCUAGUUACAAGCGCAGUAAGAAGGAAUCAGAGGAAGAUGAUAGAAUAAUUUACAGUGUCUGAUAUACCAUAACCGUGGUCACUUCAUUCAACAGCCCUAUAUGAACGACCACGUCGACAGGAUUCCCGAGAGUGGGAGCAGCUUUGCUCGUGUUAUCCACACUUCGGACGAUUAACAUGGGAUCGUCCGAAGAAUGGGAACCAGCUUUGCAUGUGAUUUACGCACUUUUGACGAUUAACAUGGGAUCACUGUCUGCUGAACGUCGAACUGACAGAAGGCAACUUAGUAGUCUCAGAUUGUACAGACUUAGCACUAUAGAUUCUCUUUUCCAAUCAAUCUGUAAACUUAGACUUUCCAGUAUUCUACUCAAGAUGCAAAUUAAAAUUACCUACAUUAUUACAUUCUAAGGAUUUGACCACCC
Theobroma cacao (cacao) is the source of this 3632-nucleotide messenger RNA. Its product is annotated as kinase family with leucine-rich repeat domain-containing protein. Gene Ontology annotation, molecular function: ATP binding; protein kinase activity; protein binding. The record is from RefSeq and is a predicted model, not a curated record. Gene Ontology annotation, biological process: protein phosphorylation. Lineage: Eukaryota; Viridiplantae; Streptophyta; Magnoliopsida; Malvales; Malvaceae.